AAUAAGGAGUACAGAGGGUAGAAACGUGUCCUUAGUCUGGGGCGGAGCGUGGAGAACGUGGGCUCAUGGCGGAUACCCAGUACAUCCUGCCCAAUGACAUCGGUGUGUCGAGCCUGGACUGCCGUGAGGCAUUCCGCCUGCUGUCACCCACAGAGCGCCUCUAUGCCCACCACCUGUCCAGAGCCGCUUGGUAUGGAGGCCUGGCUGUGCUGCUCCAGACAUCCCCUGAAGCCCCCUACAUCUAUGCCCUGCUUAGCCGCCUCUUCCGUGCCCAGGACCCUGACCAGCUGCGCCAACAUGCCCUGGCUGAGGGCCUUACUGAAGAAGAGUAUCAGGCAUUCCUGGUCUACGCUGCAGGGGUCUACUCCAACAUGGGCAACUACAAGUCCUUUGGUGACACCAAGUUUGUUCCUAACCUGCCCAAGGAAAAGCUGGAACGUGUGAUCCUGGGGAGUAAGGCUGCCCAACAGCAGCCAGAAGAAGUCAGGGAGCUCUGGCAGACCUGUGGGGAGCUUAUGUUCUCCCUGGAACCAAGGCUUCGACAUCUUGGACUGGGGAAGGAGGGAGUCACUACCUAUUUCUCUGGAGAUUGUACCAUGGAGGACGCUAAGCUGGCCCAGGACUUUCUGGACUCUCAGAACCUCAGUGCGUACAACACGCGGCUCUUCAAGGUGGCCGGCCAGGAAGGGAAGUCCCACUACGAGGUGCGACUGGCUUCAGUACUCAACACAGACCCUGCUCUCGACUCUGAGUUGACUUCCAAGCUGAAGAGAUAUGAGUUCCAGGGGAACCAUUUCCAGGUCACGCGGGGGGACUAUGCCCCCAUCCUCCAGAAGGUGGUAGAGCACUUGGAGAAAGCUAAGGCUUAUGCAGCCAAUAGCCACCAGGAGCAAAUGCUGGCCCAGUAUGUGGAGAGCUUCACCCAGGGCUCCAUUGAGGCCCAUAAGAGGGGCUCCCGCUUCUGGAUUCAGGACAAAGGCCCCAUUGUAGAGAGUUACAUUGGCUUCAUUGAGAGCUACCGUGACCCCUUUGGCUCCCGAGGAGAGUUUGAAGGCUUCGUGGCCAUGGUAAACAAAGCCAUGAGUGCCAAGUUCGAGCGGCUGGUCGCAAGUGCUGAGCAGCUGCUGAAGGAGCUGCCCUGGCCUCCUGCCUUUGAGAAGGACAAGUUCCUCACCCCUGACUUCACUUCCCUGGACGUCCUCACCUUUGCUGGCUCUGGCAUCCCUGCAGGCAUCAACAUCCCCAACUAUGAUGACCUGAGACAGACAGAAGGCUUCAAGAAUGUGUCUCUGGGAAAUGUGCUGGCUGUGGCCUAUGCCACAAAGCGGGAGAAACUCACGUUCUUGGAGGAAGAAGACAAGGACCUGUACAUCCGCUGGAAGGGGCCGUCCUUUGAUGUGCAGGUGGGGUUACACGAGCUCUUGGGCCACGGCAGCGGCAAGCUCUUUGUACAGGAUGAGAAAGGUGCUUUCAACUUUGACCAGGAGACUGUGAUCAACCCAGAGACUGGGGAGCAGAUCCAGAGCUGGUACCGGAGUGGAGAGACAUGGGAUAGCAAAUUCAGCACCAUUGCCUCCAGCUACGAAGAGUGCCGGGCCGAGAGUGUGGGCCUCUACCUCUGUCUCAACCCCCAAGUGCUGGAGAUCUUUGGCUUUGAGGGAGCUGAUGCAGAAGACGUAAUCUACGUGAACUGGCUCAACAUGGUUCGCGCUGGGCUGUUGGCUUUGGAGUUCUAUACCCCAGAGGCAGCCAACUGGCGACAGGCCCACAUGCAGGCCCGAUUUGUGAUCUUGAGGGUUUUGCUGGAAGCUGGUGAAGGACUCGUUACCGUCACUCCUACCACAGGCUCUGAUGGGCGCCCAGAUGCCCGGGUCCACCUGGACCGCAGCAAGAUCCGCUCAGUGGGCAGACCUGCCCUGGAGCGGUUCCUGCGGAAACUCCAGGUGCUGAAGUCCACAGGGGAUGUGGUUGCAGGGCGGGCCCUGUACGAGGGCUAUGCAGCGGUCACCGACGCACCCCCGGAGUGCUUCCUCACCCUAAGGGAUACAGUACUGCUGCGCAAGGAAUCCCGGAAGCUUAUUGUUCAGCCCAACACCCGCCUGGAAGGCUCAGAAGUACAACUUGUAGAGUAUGAGGCCUCAGCCGCUGGCCUCAUCCGAUCCUUCUGUGAGCGGUUUCCUGAGGAUGGGCCUGAGUUGGAGGAGGUUCUUAUCCAGCUGGCCACAGCAGAUGCUCGAUUCUGGAGGGACCAGAUCCAGAAGGCUUCAUCUGGCCAGGCUUGAGAAGAUCUGUGUGCUCUCUCCCCUCUUUGUCAAACCAGGGCUGCCAGUGGCCCUGAAUUGUGUGUGAUUAGGAGUCAGGGGAGGGGCAGGAGCUUGGACUUUGGUGCUACCUCAGCUGAGGGUGGUGACGCUAACCCCUUCCAUUUGUCAGCACUUUCCAGUUUACCAGAUGUCCUCAGUUCCUGGAUCUGCACUGCCAUCUGUGGCAGGAGCUCCAUAGGGUGCCUAGUCCAGUUUUCCACAUGGGAAGGCGACAGUUCUGAGAAGUGACUAUUCUAGAUCUGGCGGGUGGCGUGUGACAGAGCCAGGGCUCAAAGCAUUCUCACCAAAUCCAGCGCUCUUCGUGUACUACUUUUAUAGCCAGAAAAAUAAAUAUGACAACCACCA
Apodemus sylvaticus (European woodmouse) is the source of this 2669-nucleotide messenger RNA. RefSeq names its product dipeptidyl peptidase 3 (gene Dpp3). The transcript is spliced from 18 exons. Gene Ontology annotation, molecular function: metalloexopeptidase activity; dipeptidyl-peptidase activity. Lineage: Eukaryota; Metazoa; Chordata; Mammalia; Rodentia; Muridae. Gene Ontology annotation, cellular component: cytoplasm. Bases 66 to 2282 code for a protein of 738 amino acids. The record is from RefSeq and is a predicted model, not a curated record. Gene Ontology annotation, biological process: proteolysis.